Dermacentor albipictus is the source of this 1972-nucleotide messenger RNA. RefSeq names its product cardioacceleratory peptide receptor-like. Gene Ontology annotation, cellular component: plasma membrane. NCBI's taxonomy places the organism in Eukaryota, Metazoa, Arthropoda, Arachnida, Ixodida, Ixodidae. Gene Ontology annotation, molecular function: G protein-coupled receptor activity; peptide binding. Gene Ontology annotation, biological process: cellular response to hormone stimulus; G protein-coupled receptor signaling pathway. The record is from RefSeq and is a predicted model, not a curated record.
CGGCGUCUUCGGUGCGCGCGCUCUUUCAGCGCGCUGCCACACGCAUUUCGGCGCUCUCGCUUUGCAGUUCAGCAUUCAACGCGUGUAUGCGGACGCCAGCGUGGCGUCCUGUCCGGAUUACGGCUGCGAGUCUGGAGCUGAUUCAAGCAGCAGCUGGAAACAAUGGCAACAGUGAUACUCCCUCCACCACAAGGGCCUGAAAACGAGCAGCGAGGCAUAGAAAACACUUUACGUACUAAAGAAGCACCAGUUUUAUAUGUUCGUCAGCAUCAAAUGUAAUACCUGGAGGACAAGAAGUUCGAUGUGGAUUAUAAAUUCCAGCAGCUAUGCAUAAAAUGACGGCCUCUCACGGUCUAACGAAUCGAAUGGAAGAUGAUUUCCAAAACGGCACCGCCGCCCUUCACAUCAGCGCAAACGCCACUGCUGAUGUCAUCUCCACAAGUGCCGAAGACAUCCUGGGCCCUCGCUAUCACAAGCGCGCCCGCAUCGCAAUCCUCAUCGUCAUGAUCAUCGCCUCUGUCGUCGGUAAUAGCUUCGUCUGCUGGAAGCUCGUUGUCAAGGGGCACCGCCGACGAAUGUCCAAAGCCCGCGUGCUCUUCCUGAACCUGGCCAUUGCGGACAUCCUGGUGGCUUGCAUCACUAUGACGUCGCAAGUGGUGUGGGAGGUCAUGGGCAGAGUGUGGAUUGCCGGCGACGCUUUUUGUCGCCUCUUCAAGUUCCUGCAGACUUUUGCGCUCGUAUCAUCCACGUACAUGUUGGUGGUCAUCGCGCUGGACAGACACAUCGCUGUAGUCACACCACUGGCCCCGAACCCGGACCCCUGGAGACUGGCAGCCUUCACCUGGCUUGCGUCGUGUUUGCCGUCCCUGCCGAAUGUGUACGUGUUCCACGCCGUCCAGGUGGCUCCUGGAAAGUGCUUCUGCGCGUCCAUCUUCUAUGACCGCGGCACGCCGAUCUACCAUCGUCAAGUGUAUAUGGGAUUCGUGUUCUUCAUGGUGUUUGUGGUUCCGCUCGCACUCUUGGUGACAUUCUACACGGGCAUCUUGUGGACCAUUUGGAAGCAUAGCUCCAAGAGUGGCAAUGUUGGUCAGCAAACGGCCUCAUCGCUUCCACUUGCCAAGGUCAAAACGCUGAAGAUGACGGUCGUGGUGUUCGGUGCUUUUCUUGUGACCAACGUGCCCUACAUGGUCCAAGAGGUGAUCUUGGCGUUCGGCAACCCAGGCGUCCUCAACGCCAACGUGGUGGCUCUGUCCGGUGUUAUAUCCGCCUCGAACAGCGCCAUAAAUCCGUACAUAUUUCUGUACUUCCAAAAGACCCGCGGCAGAAGAAGUCGCAGCACAGUCACAUCACUGCUGAAAGGUCUACCCUGCUUCCGUCGCUGGUUUUCUCGUUUCCGGAGAAAGAGCAGCAGCAAGAUGGCGACGCUGACAGUGACCUACUCCUGUCGCCACUCGCGGACGAUGACCACAGCCAAUUGCGAACUGGUAUCCGAGAAGACCUACCUGUAAUUCUUCCUCAUGUCUAAUACUGUGUGAAAGAAAACCUGCUUACGAACCAGCGUCUAAAAGUGAAAAGUUUUUCCACUGCUUUCGACAAAAAAAAAAUAUGGACGGUCAUCUUUGGCCUUUCUCACAGUGGCUCUUCGCAGAAGCCAUCGAUAACUAUCCAGUGCAUAUGGGGCGUUGCGUGUGGAUAGAGGAGGCUCAGUAUUACUCUUCGCAGCAAUGACAGUACCUGCUCAUAUUCAGACACGCCCGAAGCAUCAUCUCUUGGUUUGUUGUAAACAUCGAGCAUGGUUGCUGGUGUUCUGAGCUGAGUCGUGGAGGAUCAUCCUGCUUGUAGCAAACUACUCCAAUACUCGCUCUUGUUCGACCACAGGAAUAAGCUUUUCAAGUGUUGAAACAAGCUAGCAUUUCAACCUGCACAACAUAGAUUGGAUGUGGUGAACAAAGGCCAGUGAUCGCAAUGCAUU